Echinostoma caproni is the source of this 438-nucleotide messenger RNA. The record is from the annotation of a GenBank genome assembly. Lineage: Eukaryota; Metazoa; Platyhelminthes; Trematoda; Plagiorchiida; Echinostomatidae.
AUGCCCAAACCCGAAGAAACAUUCAAAUAUAUAAUUGAGGCUGAGAGGCAAAUUAUUCGAGGGGAACAAAAAUUCGAUUACAUGUUUCCUGAUUUGAUGGAUGAGGAUUCGGAUGAUAAUGAUGACUCGGAUGACGAUGAUGAUGAUUUUGAUUUGCAUGAUGCUUCCAACGUUGGUUGGGAUGAUGAUGAUUCCGAUGCGGAAAAUAAAUAUCAUUCGGAUGAUGCUGACCCGGAUCAUGAUUUGGAUGACGACCAUAAUUCGGAUGAUGAUGACGAUGAUGAUAAUAAUGAUGAUGCGGAUGAUGAUUAUUUCGUUGAUGAUGAGGGUGAGGAAAAUGACGACUGGAUGAGACUGAUGAUGAUGUGGAUGAAGCUGAUGAUCACAAUUCGGAUGACCAUAAUGCUGAUGAGUUCGACGGAAGACACGAUCGCUUGA